This is a messenger RNA of Asparagus officinalis (garden asparagus), 2844 nucleotides long. RefSeq lists its product as uncharacterized. Gene Ontology annotation, biological process: fluoride transmembrane transport. NCBI's taxonomy places the organism in Eukaryota, Viridiplantae, Streptophyta, Magnoliopsida, Asparagales, Asparagaceae. Gene Ontology annotation, cellular component: membrane. The record is from RefSeq and is a predicted model, not a curated record. The coding region runs from base 252 to 1847 and encodes 531 amino acids. The transcript is spliced from 7 exons. Gene Ontology annotation, molecular function: fluoride transmembrane transporter activity.
CCAGGUAAUUGGGUUCGAAAGAACGACCGAAAGGUCAACGUGCAAAUGACAUAUUUUGAAGGGCUCAUAUGCUAAAAAAAGCUUCACGAUAAUAGGACUGUUGACUCUCUCUCCUCCUCUGCCCUCCACAUUAUUUAGCUCUUCACAAUUCUCCGUGUCGCCCAGCGGCAAAAACCUUCACGCCUCCUUUCUCCGACGCCGGAAAAUUCCUUUUAACCCCCCCUCGGGUUAUCCAUAGUUUACUUAGGAACAUGGAGCAAGACCCAAACAUGAUGCAUCAAGCUCUAAAUAAGGAUACAGAUCAAAAUAGUGAUGCUUCAUCAUCCACAAGUUCUUUUGGGGUUUCUUCUAGUAGAUUCAGUGAUGGAGGAUCCUUUAACAAUAGAGUAUCCAUUAGUCUUUCUCGUGGUGGGAGCAAUAUGAAUGUCUCGGAUGAAGGAACAAGUCAUAGGUCACUUGGUAGGAGGGCAAGCCGAGGUUCAUAUCGGAGCUCAAGCAGCCUUUCUCGAGAUGUUGGCGAUCGGAUUCUCAACUCAAUCACUCUUUCGCAUGAGUUUGCUGAAGAGAUACUUGGUGAAGUUGAUAGUUCAUUGAUUGCACAAGUGGGAGAUAGUGGAGAUCGAGUGACGAGCGAAGAUAGGAAUGAUGGGAGUCGACGCUUUUCGGUUGAUGAUCGGAGGUCUGUUGAAAAUGGGUUUUUAUCUGGGUCGCAUAUUUUGGACUCAGUGAUGACUAUUUCGCCUGUGGCUGAAGAGAAAUCCCCUCUUCCUACUGAUGCCAUACUUAUGCAGAAAGUACGAGUUCCAUCAUUCAAGGAUUACGAAUACAAGCUUCCUCAAAGAUUGGACUAUAUAUUCUAUUUGAUUCACUAUUUUGGUUAUAGUAUGCCUGAUUCUCUGAAUUUCUCUCGAAAUUUUUGUCAGGUAUUAACCAGGUACUUGCUACAAAAACUGUUCGGCCCUAGCCUUCUGGCUCUAACAGGGAGUAACACACCUUUGUACCUUGAUCUUCCAUCUAAUAUGUUGGGUUCAUUUCUGAUGGGGUGGUUCGGGGUCGUGUUCAAGCCUGAAAUACGUCAUAUUUCUGAGCAUUUAGCUAUAGGAUUAUCAACGGGAUACCUUGGAAGUGUAACAACCUUUAGUGGUUGGAAUCAGAAAAUGCUUGACUUGGCUUCCAAGGGUCACUGGGCUUUUGCUGUUGGUGGCAUCAUAUUCGGUAUGAUGAUCGUGAACGAAAGCAUCAAAAUUGGGGUUGAAUCUGCAGAGGGACUCCAUAAAAGACUCAACCAAAGUUCAGUCACAACUGGAUGCAGCCUCGAUCUGUGGAGAAUAAAUAAUCGCAAGAGGCAUAUAACGGUUAUGACACUUAUAUUACUAUUACUUGGCUCUUUGUGGGGUUUAAGUGGUGCAUUGGCGGGUAAAAAGUUGGAUAAUGCGACCGAUGGUGCUGUUCUUUGGUUGGGCUGCUUGGUGGGCCCACCCGGUGUUUGGGCUCGAUGGUACUUAGCGAGGCUUAACGGGCAAGGGUUUGGAAAAAAAGGAUGGCUCAAGUGGCUGCCUACUGGAACGCUGACUGCCAACAUUCUUGCAGCAUCUCUUAUGGCAGCCCUUUCGACAAUAAGUAAAGCGGUGGACACUAAAAGAUGCACGAUCCUUGUGAGUGGGGUCCAGUUGGGUUUCCUUGGCUGUAUGAGCACAGUUUCUACCUUCGUUGCCGAAGUAUAUGCAAUGAGAGAGAGUGGACAUAGUGGGAGAGCAGUAGCUUACACUAUGGCAACCAUCCUACCUUCAUUUGCUAUAGGAACUCUUAUUUACUCAGUUCCAGUUUGGACGAAACAUUACAGUUAGUUUAUCCAUCUCUCCGCAGAAAAAAAGGGGAAGAGAAAGGUCUUAUCGUUCAAUGAUCAUUAUUGUGCGGCUGAUAUUCUCUUCAGCUGUAUUUAUAGAGGGGGAGCGUCCAGAAUCUUCAAUGAUCAUUAUUGACCUUCUUCUCUGUCCAAAUGCAGACUGAAUAUACGGUUAACUGCACAUGCUCCCCUGUCGUAUCGAAGCUUUGCACUUACUACUCCUGUAGUUGGUUCAUUGUUACACAUAGGCUCCCCGGUUUUUUUUUAUUUUUAUUUUUUAUUUGUGAUCUUUUUGUCCACAGAUAGACCCUCUAAUUUCUUGCAAGAGAAACAUCAUCCAACUUUUCACAUAAGGGUAAAAGAGCCAAAAAUAUGUAACCCGUGGGUCUAUGUGCAAAGUGAAACUACAGGGGUAGUAAAUGCAAAAUAAUAACUCUACAGGGGGCCUAUGUAGAAAUAACCCUUCAAUAUAUGACUUAAAAAUUAUUUGUAAAGAUUGUGAUGGUGCUGGAUGAAACGGCCGCGUCCUUCAAGCAAUUUGUAUCUUAUUUUUGCAUUCGGUCAAUCGUGGACAAGGAGUCAGUUCAGCUCAGGUGAACUCGAGGAAAGGCCUUAGUUUGAGAUCUAUUGAUGGGUGGAACUUCUGAGGUUAACGAAAAGAAAAUAAAAGUAUGGGUUUUGUUAAUGGUUUGUAUAUCCUGAUUAAUCCGUUCGUUUCAGUACAAAUUUGUGAAUUGGGUCUUGCUGAUCUCAAAGAAGCUUUUAUUGUUCAGAUCAGUUAAAUUUUGCGCAAGAUCUCUCGUACAUUCAAAUUACGGAUAUAUGCAAGUUAAUUGAAUGGAACAUGAAACCCAGAGGAAAUCAACUCAAAUUUCUCUGGCAUGCUUCAUAGCAUUGUAUAUGAAAUUUGGAUAUGUUUGCCAAAUAAUGUUUGUGAAGUUUUCAGAUGAUAAAUUAGUAAAUUUCAAUAUGGAUUUGAAAGCGAGAUUAUUUGAUUA